AUGGCUUCUCAGUCAGUAGACCCGGUUCCCUUGGUGCCAGCAUUAGCAAACAUCUACAGCCCCGAGCGCGUCGUACCGGAAGGUCAAAGAUGGGAUGCGCUCACGUCCAAAUUCGGCGAAGCAUUCGGUCACAAGCCGACCUACGUUGCUAGAGCACCUGGCCGGGUCAAUAUCAUCGGAGAGUGAGUGCGCAAGGGGAAGAGCAGCCUCAAAGGCUCAAUUGCUCAUUUUGCUCCUCUCUCAGGCACAUUGACCACAUGGGCUUUGGCGUGCUACCGGCCGCGCUGGAGAUGGACAUCCUCAUGGCUUUCCGCGUCUCUCCAGCCACUUCGUCCACGGACAAGCUCUCCUUUCACUUGCGCAACACUACGCCACGCUUUGAGGCUACUAGCUUCGAAAGCGACGUAAAAGAUCCCACAGAGGUGCAACUGCAGCACGAAGGUGCCUCGAGAUGGGCGAACUAUUUCAAGGUGGCCUUCAAGGUAAGCCACACUGCAGCACUGUGCUGUAUGUAUGCGCCAUUGGUGGUAACUGACAAACGUCCCGCGUCCCAGGGACUGCAUCCUCACCUUCCUCCCGCUGUCCUCAGCGCAGCUUCUCGACCAGCUCGCGUAGAGGUCUUAGUAGACGGUACUAUUCCUCCCGAAUCUAGUCUGAGCUCCUCCGCUGCCAUGACAGUUUGCAGCUCCAUCGUCAUCCUAGAGGCGUUCAAGGCAAGAGAAAUCAUUUCUAGGCGUGAAAUGGCAGAAGUGGCCAUUGAGAGUGGUGAGCUUGCCGAGCUGAGGAAGAUGGGCCUUGAGGACCGGAGUGCCAUGUUGCUUACCCUGGCUGCCUUCUCCCACAGAACGACUUGUGGGGGUCGCUUCUGGAGGGUGAGUACUCAGCAUACAGCCUCUGCACUGAUUCUUGUCCUCACUCGAUCAAAACCCGCUUCACAACUGUAGCAUGGACCAGUCAGCAUCUAUCUUCGGCACCCCUGGCAGCGCGCUUCACAUCACAUUCCAUCCGUCCCUAGCAGUGCAAGCUAUCGAGCUUCCAAAGUCGGACCCUCCUCAUACUUUCGUCGUGGCGAAUACCUUGAUAGUCAGCGACAAGAAGGUCUCUGGGCCUGUGCAGUACAAUCUGCGCGUUGGGGAGUUACGAAUGGCAGCUCGAGCUUUGAGUGCUGCUCUCGGCUUGCCCAAGGACGGAAGCACCCAGACGCUUCGCAAGCUGCUGGCCGUGUACUUUGAGCGCAAUGCCUUACCUGGCCAGGGGGAGAACAAGCUUGUGGACGAGGUCAAGAACAGAUUUGGAGAAGAGGCAGCACAGAUUGCAUUUCUGGGUGCCAAGGCGGACGAAAUCCUCCCCAAGGAGCCCCUAACGAGGGGCCAGGUGGAACAAUUGACCGGCUACGCAGGCGCUGCGUUCGACAAGGAGUUCUUGAGCGAGUUUCCGAGUGAGCACAGCGAAAGGCAUGACUAUCCCUCUCAAAAGUGGCAAGGCUGAGCUUUUUUUCUGUUUUGCAGUCCGAGCGGACACCUUCAAGCUCCACGCCCGCACGAGGCACGUCUUUGCAGAGUCGCUUCGCGUUCUGCAAUUCAAGGCAGCAUGCGUUGCCAGCCCUACGGCAUCUACAUACGAAGAGUUGGGCAAGCUGAUGGAUCAGAGCCAAGAGUCUUUGAUGUCAGACUACGAGAACGGAUGUCCGGAGAUCUUGGACGUUGUGCGCAUAGCAAGAGCGAACGGAUCGCUGGGUAGUCGUGCCACCGGUGAGUCCUUUGGCUCACAUGGCUGGCUCCAACUGCAAGCUGACCUGCCACACGUGUGAUGGCACUCAGGUGCUGGCUGGGGAGGCUCGACGGUACAUCUGGUGCGCCAGGACAAGGUGAACGAUGUGCUCUCUGCUCUACGUGAAGACUUCUACGCUCAAAGAUUUCCAGAGCUGGGCACGACCCAGGUGAAUCAGAGUCUGCUCGUUAGUCAGCCGGCAGGAGGAGCAUGUGUAUACGCCGUGGAAGCCUAG
Ceraceosorus bombacis is the source of this 2005-nucleotide messenger RNA. Lineage: Eukaryota; Fungi; Basidiomycota; Exobasidiomycetes; Ceraceosorales; Ceraceosoraceae. The record is from the annotation of a GenBank genome assembly.